This is a messenger RNA of Camelus dromedarius (Arabian camel), 1206 nucleotides long. It is a transcript of the gene TIFAB, whose product is annotated as TIFA inhibitor. Gene Ontology annotation, biological process: canonical NF-kappaB signal transduction. The transcript has 2 exons. Gene Ontology annotation, molecular function: protein binding. NCBI's taxonomy places the organism in Eukaryota, Metazoa, Chordata, Mammalia, Artiodactyla, Camelidae. The record is from RefSeq and is a predicted model, not a curated record. The coding region runs from base 173 to 799 and encodes 208 amino acids.
AGGGAAAAAAGAAGAAAGCCACCAAACAGAUGAGCAUUCUGACGUAUCACGUCCGGAACCACAGCCAUAAUCACCAUCCUCAGAUCCGCCCCAGCCCAGACCCACUCCCUCCCGAGAGCUCACAGCUACAGGAUCAGAGCCAGAGGUGCCCCUGGAAGUAAGGCUCCUGUCCAUGGAGAAGCCCCUCACGGUUCUGCGGGUGAGCCUGCACCACCCCACGCCGGGCCUGGCCGCCUUUGCCAACGUCCCACAGCGGCUGCAGCAUGACACCAGCCCGCUGCUGGUGGGCCGGGGCCCAGACGCCCACCUCCGGCUGGAGCUCCCGCACCUCUCCCGCCGGCACCUGUCGCUGGAGCCAUACCUGGAGAAGGGCAGCGCCCUGCUGACCUUCAACCUGAAGGCGCUAAGCCGCAAGAGCUGCGUGUGGGUCAAUGGGCUGACGUUGAGGUUCCUGGAGCAGGUUACCCUGAGCACCGUCAACAGGGUCACCUUCUCUGGCAUCCAGAUGGUGGUGCACAUUGAAGGAGGCACCUCCCUGGAGGCCUUUGUCUGCUGCUUCCAUCUCAGCCCCUCGCCCCUGAUUGACAGGCCCCAGGCUGAGGAGACCGACGAAUGGGAAGGUGUUCCCCAGGAACGACCUCCCCCAGCUUCAGGGCAGCAGGCUCCGGGUCACCUGGGCUUUCUCCACGGCCCUUCGCAGCCAAGCCCUGGCAGAGCAACAGAAACGCAGCUCCAGAGGGAGCCCCCAGACAGCGCUCUCCACCAGCCCCGCUGGCCACCCCGAGCAAGCCUCGGCUGAAACAGGACUUGAAAUAUUCAAGCUACAUCAUGUAAGAUUGACCAGCGAUGUCUGACGGGUAAUCCUGAACUGAUUCUGCAAACACGAACAGCCCGGGGGGAGUGCCCUCCACCUCUACAGCUCUGCGAGGUAACAGGAACUUCAUAUACUUUUAGAGGCCCUGAGGGGUUUGGGAGCCUCUCUCGGUGUUUCCCCACAUUUCCCCAUCUUGUCUGACUAGGAGUUACUUUAUGUUGCUAAUUUUGCCUGCUGCUUAAGAGCUGGAGUUUGAGGUUGCACCAGGAAUGCGGGGACACAUGUAACAAUUACGUUUGUGGUAGCUCAGGGUUACCUUGGGCUUUCAAAUACCCACAGGCACUCGGGGCUUAGGGAAGCCUGUGUUUAAUAAACUGCAAGUAUUUCAUUAA